AAAAAGACAGCCAAAGUUACUUAUCACAUGCAUUCCACUUCCACAUACAAAAGCCAAAAUUUCCCUCACUAACAAGAAAAGCACAAAACCUACAUCCUAUAUUAUCUAUUCUCCCUUACCACCCAAAAUAUAAACCAGAUUCAUAGCUCUGCUUCUUCUUCUUCUUCAUAUUCCCUGCUAUCUCCUUAUUCCCAACACUUCUUUUUCCUUCUUUACCUUAAUUUUCUUUCAAUCCAAAUGAAACCCACCAACUAAUAACCCCACUAGACUUUGAUCAAAUAUUUCUCUCCUUUCCUUACUUAUCUUACCCAUUUGUGACACCAUCCGAGAAUAUUUCUCACAAUGAGGACUGGGAUUUGCACUGUUCAGCAGGCUCUAACUGCUGAAGCUACAACAAUGGUGAAACAAGCUGUAACACUUGCUAAACGGCGAGGACAUGCCCAAGUCACACCUCUCCAUGUAGCAAGUGCCAUGCUUGCCACCUCCAAUGGUCUAUUGAGAAAGGCUUGCCUUCAGUGCCAUUCUCAUCCACUCCAAUGCAAAGCUCUUGAGCUUUGCUUCAAUGUAGCUCUCAAUCGCCUCCCUGCUUCCAAUCCAAGCCCCAUUUUAGGCCCUCACUAUCCUAACCCUUCCUUCUCUAAUGCCUUGGUUGCUGCUUUCAAGCGAGCUCAGGCUCACCAACGCCGCGGCUCCAUUGAAAACCAGCAGCAGCCUAUCUUGGCAUUGAAGAUAGAGCUUGAGCAGCUCAUAAUCUCAAUCUUGGAUGAUCCAAGUGUGAGUAGAGUCAUGAGAGAAGCUGGUUUUUCUAGUACUCUGGUGAAAAACAGAGUUGAACAAGCUGUCUCUUUGGAGAUUUGUACCCAAAAAACUAGUCCUCCUUGUAAUUCUCUUCCUCCUAAUAACGACCAUUCCAAGGAGUCUCAGUCAGCUCCUUAUAGCAAACUUCCGGUUAACUCGAUCAUGAAACCCUUUGAGCAAAUCAGGAAUGAUGAUGUUAUGAGUGUGUUGAACAUCAUGUUGAACAAGAGGAGGAACAUGGUUGUUGUUGGGGAGAGUUUGGGAACAGCAGAGAAUGUGGCAAAGGGAGUGAUGGAGAAAUUUGAGAGAUCAGGAAAUUAUGUUAACAAUUUUCAUGGUGAUUUCAGGUACAAUUUGCAAUUUGUGAAUCUUCCUCUAUCUUCUCUGAGGAGUUUAAACAAAGAAGAGGUUGAACAGAAGCUUGUGGAGCUUAGAUGUAUUGUGAUGAAAAGCUAUAUGGGAAGAGGGGUUGUGUUGUAUUUGGGUGAUCUUUUAUGGGUUUCUGAGUUUUGGUCAAAUUAUAGUGAGAAAAGGAGGAACUCAGGCUAUUGUGCUGCAGAGCAAAUAAUAAUGGAGCUUAAAAGAUUGGUCUCUGGAAUUGGUGACAAUGGAAGGUUGUGGCUAAUGGGGAUUGCAACUUUUCAGACUUACCAGAGAUGCAAAACUGGUCACCCUUCUUUGGAAGCCAUUUGGGAACUUCAUCCUCUUACUAUACCUGGUGGAAGCUUGAGGCUCAGUCUCAAUCUUGACAGAGAUGUGCAAGCUGAGAGGAGUACCAGGGAAACCAAAGAUGUGUGUGUUAGUAAACAACUAAGUUGCUGUGCUGAUUGCUCAGAAAAUUUUGAUAAAGAAGUUCAAAGCAUACCAUCUUCCACAAAUAUUCAGCACAAGUCAAGCUUGCCUUCAUGGCUCCAAAAGUACAGGGAAGAAACCACAAGAAACACUUUGAAAAUUGAUCAGGAAUGUAUCACUGUCACGGAUCUCUGCAAGAAAUGGAACUCAUUUUGCAGUUCAGUUCACAAAAAUCCCCAAAAAACCAUCAACAAUCUGUCUUCAUCUCCUUCUUCUUCCAAUUCCUUCUCUUCGUACGAACACAACCUGAACUUCCACCAGAACCAAACUCAACCACCACCUGCUUUUGGAUCUAAACACUCAUCAUCACCAAAAGAAUACCAAUUCUGGGUGUUGGAUAACACCGAUGAUCACGAGUACGAAAACGAUGUCAAAAUGUUCAUCCCAGAUACAAACAACAUCCAACCAAAACCAGAACUCUUAUCCAAUCCAAACUCAAGCCCAAAUUCAGCUUCUUCGAGUGAGGUGAUAAUGGAGGACACAGAGAACCUCAACAGUUUCAAAGAACUCAACAAUGAAAACAUCAAACUUCUAUGCGAUGAGAUGGGGAAGAAAGUGGAUUGGCAGAAAGAGAUAGUCCCUGACAUUGUCGAAACGAUUCUUCAAUGCAGAUCAGGGUUGAGAAAAAGAAAAGGAAAUGAUAAUCAGGAACACAAAGAAGAAAGUUGGCUUUUUUUCCUUGGUGAUGAUUCAAAAGGCAAAGAGAUGAUUGCAAGAACAUUAGCCAAGCUCAUUUUCGGUUCUCGGAACAACUUCUUAUCAAUCGGUCUGAGCAGUUUCUCAUCGACUAAGAUCGAUUCCAAUGAAGAAAUCAACAAAAAGAGGACGAGAAACGAAAUGGGAAGUAGUUAUAUUCAGAGAUUUGGUGAAGCAGUUAAUGAGAAUCCUCACAGGGUGUUCUUCAUGGAAGAUGUGGAGCAAGUUGAUUACUAUUCUCAAAAGGGUAUUAAGAAUGCCAUUGAUAAUGGAAGAAUAAGACUUGAUUGUGGUGAAACUGUUCCACUUAAAGACGCCAUAGUUAUCUUCAGCUGUGAAAGCUUUAGUGGUUCAGUAAUUUCCAGAGCUCCUUCUCCUAAUAGAAGUAAAAAAACAGAGGAGACAAGCAGAGAAGAUGAUGAUGAAAAUGAGUUGGAGGAGAGAAGCUUGCCACGCGUUUCGCUUGAUUUGAAUAUCGCCAUUGAAGAUCAUAAAAAUAAUGGAGAUGAUUAUAAGGAAGAUAUUGGUAUAUUGGAAUCUGUGGAUAUGAAAAUCCUUUUCAAAAUUAGUGAAGAAUUGUAACAAAUUAGAGGGUACAAUUAAUCAAUAGAUCUUUCAUUAACAAAGUU
Ziziphus jujuba (common jujube) is the source of this 2975-nucleotide messenger RNA. RefSeq names its product protein SMAX1-LIKE 3. Gene Ontology annotation, molecular function: ATP hydrolysis activity; ATP binding. The record is from RefSeq and is a predicted model, not a curated record. Bases 343 to 2928 code for a protein of 861 amino acids. Lineage: Eukaryota; Viridiplantae; Streptophyta; Magnoliopsida; Rosales; Rhamnaceae. The transcript has 3 exons.